Molecule: messenger RNA, 3199 nt
Organism: Anastrepha ludens (Mexican fruit fly)
Lineage: Eukaryota; Metazoa; Arthropoda; Insecta; Diptera; Tephritidae
Product: nucleolin
Exons: 2
Coding region: 382-1608 (408 amino acids)
Source: RefSeq, a predicted model, not a curated record
GCACAAGAAAAAGCAUAAAAACGAUUUUCACGUUUAGCCGAAGCGCUGACUUGAAUUGCAGACGAAACGAACAGAAAACGGAAUAUUUUGCAUCUAUUUGUUUGUGGUGAAAUUAAUUGCAAAAUUAGAUAAUAAAUAAUUUUAUUAAUUCAACGAUUGAUUUGAAUGCAUUUCAAAUUCAAGUAAGUGAAGUGAAAAGUGCAAAAUUUGUAUCAACAAAAACCUUCCGACGAUUCAAACGAAAAUUUGCAAAAUCUGUGUAGAGCAAAACCACCCACUCACUACUCACCGGGCGCAUAUUUAAUUCUGUUGCCGUUGCCCACCAUCAUUCACUCGCACCACUCUCAUCUCACCAACAAAGUUCUUUGAGCCCGCAUCAACAUGCGAAGUCGCACAGAAUUGGUGACCACCACUUUCGAGGAUUCCGAGGAAGAUUAUAGCGAGGAUGAUGACUCUGAGGAGGAUUGGCGUCCAGCCGCCUCUUCUUCGACCAACAAAAAUGGUAAAAAGCAGAAGCAGACGCGCACGGCUGGCACCGCUGGUACAUGCAGCAGCAGUGGCGGCGGCGGUAGCGGCGCCGGCGGAGGUGGAGGCAGCAGUGCUAAGCGUGGCCGGAAACGUAAGGGCGCUGCGAGCGUCGGUGGUAAACAGCAAACAGCGGCGACUAAACGAAAAGCGCCUGCUAACUACGAAGAAAGUGACGAUGAUGCUGAUGACGACGAUGCUGAGGUGGAUGAAGAGUUGAGUGAUGAAGAGUUGGACGAUUAUGAAGACUAUGAAGCGCAAGCAUCCACUGCGACUGGCGCAAAUGCUGGCGGACCAACUACUGCGGCCACCGCAAAGAAAGGUAGCGCUAGUGACGGUAGUGCUGGUGGUGGUGGUGGUGCAGGUGCAGGUGCUGGUGCUGCGAAUAAUUUGCCACCUAAGAAACAAUUCACAGAAAAAAGCACCACCGCAUCCGUCUCCGGCGCGGCGGCUGCCGGUACUUCUUCUUCAGUUGCUCAUCAUUCGCUUGAGUUGUUGUUAUACAAGCGUGAUUUAAACGAGGAUUACUGCAAAAAUAAUCGACUUUGUUUGUGGCGUAAGGAUGCUAAUAAUUUAUUGCAGAAAUAUAUACGUGUGAAGACCGCACCAGAGGAGCUGCUCUUCACAUCCAGUUCAGUGUAUUCCAGUUGGGAUGACAAGCGUUUGUCCGAUUUUGUGACCAUCAAGGUGACAUGCUUGGAUCCAAAUAAUCGACGCGUAAAAAUUAUGGACACCACUGAGCUCAACAAAUUGGCCAAGGAGCAAGUAAAAAAGAACGAAUUGCAAAAAUUGAAUAAACGGAAACACAAUGACGACGAUGACAGCGAAGAUGAUGAUGACAACGACGAUGACGACGAUGAGUUAGACGACGAAGACGAUGAGUUGGAUUACGAUGAAGCAGUUGCGUCCAAAGCCAAAAAGGGAACUAGCAAAGUACUUCAAAAGAAAAUGACUACAAAACCCGGGAUGAAAUUGCUAAAACGAAACGAUAGCACUGACGAAAAUGACAAUGAAGAAGAAGAACUCGAUGAGGAAGACAUCGAUGACGAUGAGGAUGAUGGGGAGGACGAUGAUGAUGAGUAAAUUUGCGGAUCGCACCGAAAUAUAUGUAAUUAAAUGUAUUCGUAUCUAAUAAUUAUUAUCAGAUUUUAAUACUUAAUUAGUGAAAAUAGGAGCAAAGUUAUAAAAUACUCUGUAAUUUACUGAGUAAGUAAUUUUAAAAAACACAUUAAACUUAUAUUAAUAUGUUUAUGCUAGAGUCAGAGGUCGUAACUUUGACGCUCCGAGGUUUAAUCAGCCAAUCUACAGAACGAAUAAUAUAACGUAGUUGGAGUUCAAGCCAUUGGCUAAGAGCUUUCGCGAAACAAAAAUAUUGAGCGAAGCCUCAGAAUUGAAGAGCGAAAUAAAAUAUAUAAAAUAUUUAGCGAAUGAAGUUGGUUCGCGUAUUAUUUUGGUUUCCGCUAACGCGCUGACGAACGUAAUAGACUAUCGCUGUUUCGCAUAUUUGUCCUCGUGGUGAUUGGCCGGGAUGGAAAGCCCUGCCAGCAAAGGUAAGCAGUAAAAGGGCACGAAAGACAGUCGAAUGUAGAGAAUGCGUGUGCUACCGAAUGCGAUUGGCAAUAGAUUUUGUCAGUGAACGAAUCAUUCGUUUGACACUUCGUUCGUCGAACAAGAACGCGUAAAUUAUAGAACUCGGAUGAGAGGCGAUUUAGUUGGCAUACGAAUCAUUCAUGUGACAAUUCAUUCGACGAACAAGAACGCGUAAAUUAUAGAACUCGGAUGAAAGGCAAUUUAGUUGGCAUACGAAUCAUUCAUGUGACAGUUCAUUCGUCGAACAAGAACGCGUAAAUAAUAGAACUCGGAUGAGAGGUGAUUUAGUUGGCACUCGAAUCAUUCAUGUGACAGUUCGUUCGUCGUAUAGAAUAAGGCCGUAAGAUAUUUUCUCUGUGUGCUCGUCGUGUUUAUCUGACUUGAGACUUGACUAAGUCAGCCCAAUGAGCGAAAGAGGUUCAAUCUUUGACUACUAUGAGAUAUACAUACGAGUAAGUACAUACAUACGUGAGAAAGCAAAUUCAAGCCAAAUUCAAGUUUAAUAAGAACUUAUUUCCACAAAAUGAGGCAGUCAGAAAAAGUAAAGAGGCUCAAAUUUAGGCUAAGUUUAUAGGUUGACAUAAUUAAAAAAAAAUGCUGAAAAUUCGCAAAGUUAUAAAAAUCGAGAGAAAACGGAAUGGUUACUUCAACUCAAAGAAUAUCAAUAAGAAUUCAAAUUAAAUUGACGUUCGUAAUUUACAAAAAACCAAAAACAAAAAAAAAAACAAAUGAGAUAAAACUAGAAACCUUAACUACGUAGAAAAUUCAGUUACAUCAUUUAUUUUAUUGUGUUUGUUUCUGUAAGAAAAUCUGAAAAUGAUAUGAAAAUUCUUAGAUGUAUGGAAUAUUUAUAAAAUUAUAUUAUAUACAGUAGUACAUGUGGAUGUGUCACAAGCCACGACGCGAAUAAGCUUUGUAAGAAUGUGCAUGUGCUUUUUGUAUAAGUAUGUGUAGCAAGAACCUUUGGUCUUAAUUUUAAAAUUAACGAUUUUUGUAUUCAUAAAAGUAAUCAAACAUUUUUGAAGCCAAAAACGUCGGCGCACAGUGUAAAGGUGCUGGCCAAUAAAUAAAAAGAAACAAUAAA